Notodromas monacha is the source of this 1098-nucleotide messenger RNA. The record is from the annotation of a GenBank genome assembly. Lineage: Eukaryota; Metazoa; Arthropoda; Ostracoda; Podocopida; Cyprididae.
CUCGCGGGUUGAAGCUCAUUGAUUUCCGUUAGAGCCAUUCGAUUUGCGAAGAAAAAAAAGAGAAGCCUCUAUAAAAGAAUGGCGGACAAUCCAGGCUUUCAGCUCGAAAUAGCUGUUGAUGAGAGCAUCAGUGUUGAAGACUCGCGAAAUCAAGAAGUGCGUGAUGAAAAAAAUAAGGAAGGAAAUAGCACGGAAAUUUCAGCUGAAAAUAAUGCGGCUGCGGAACGUGGAGGAUGGACAAACCAGUUGGAUUUCUUGUUUUCCUGCAUCGGUUACGCAGUAGGUCUGGGGAACGUUUGGCGAUUCCCUUACUACUGCUUCAAAAAUGGCGGAGGUGCAUUCUUGGUUCCGUAUUUCAUCGCCGUUCUCACCUGCGGGAUCCCGUUUUUCGUCAUGGAAAUCACGCUGGGUCAAUACUUUGGCCUGGGCAACGUUGGCGUCAUCGAGAAGGUCGCUCCCAUUUUCAAAGGUCAGUCAGAAAUUCAAUCUUAUAUUGAGGCAACCUUCUGUCCCCGUGCGUCCGGUCAGCCGCCGGUUGGUCAAUUCAUGGUCCCGCACCCCCUGAUGGUUGUCAAGCGCCGGUCAGUCCAACUGCCAGCCAGGGCAGUUCUUGGCCCCGCCAAUCCCCAGCCCACCAAACUGCAGUUUGGUCAGCUGAUUGUUGGGGCACCCAAACAAUCGGGAUGCCAUUCUGCUCACAAAAUUCUAGAAAGAACCAGCAUGAUUCUUGUCACCCAAUUGUUUGGGUGCCCCAACAAUUGGGUGACCAAACCGCAGUUUGAUGGACUGGGGAUUGGCAAGUCCAAGGACUGCCCUGGCUGGCGGUUAGACCAACCGGCACUUGAUGACUGGCAGGUGCGCAACCGCACUGGGAUAUCGUCACAAAUCAUGAUCAUCCACAUAAACAUUUACUACGCCGUGGUGAUUGCCUGGGGGCUUUUCUACCUCGUCAUGUCCUUUUCGGCAUUGCCGGAUGUGCCUUGGAGCACAUGCAAUAAUUGGUGGAACACUGACGAUUGCGUCGUCGAUUUGGGACAGAAUUCCAGUUUCCUGAACGUCAGCACAAGUAACCCUCGAUCUCCGGUUGAAGAAUAUUGG